AGAAGCCGCGAGGGAUGCACUGAGAGAGCUAAAUAACACUUCCUGCCAAUUCCAACAUCCUCUCCUGCUCUGCCUUUCCAAGACAAGAACUGGAGUCCAUCAGAAGUAAGGUAUCAUAUCAGGAGAAUCCCUUGGAUACAUUCGGAGACCGAUAAUGUGAGAGGAAGGAUUCGCACCUCGGAGCUGCCAUGACCAGCAUUAUAUAUUCGAAUGCAGGCGGCAUAGGAGAGAUUAUCGGACUUCGCCGAGAUGAGUUUGCAAAGGAAGUCCGCCAGGUUUGUCGAACGGAAACAGUGCGAGGAGUUGGGCGAGCAAGAAAAGUCAGAUUCAGGCAGGCUCUCUCCUUCAACCCUGGCAGUGGAGUCAAGAGUCUUCGAGCCGUAGCACCGGACAAGUUCACCACAGAACUAGAGGCUAUGAAGGCUGCAACCUCACCCGGCACUUACAAUGACAAGAUGCUAGCCAACUAUGUGCCUGUCUACGUCAUGCUUCCGUUAGAUGUGAUCACAAACAAUAAUGUCCUCAACAACCAAGCCAAGCUCGAGGGGCAGCUCCAGAAGCUUCGAGCAGCAGGUGUGGAUGGGGUGAUGGUGGACGUAUGGUGGGGGAUCGUGGAGUCUGCUGGGCCCCAGAAAUACGAUUGGAGUGCUUACAGGAGCUUGUUCCAGUUGGUCCAGAAGUGCGGCCUGAAGAUACAGGCUAUUAUGUCUUUCCAUCAAUGCGGCGGGAAUGUCGGGGAUGCCGUGAACAUCCCACUUCCUCAGUGGAUCCUCCAGAUUGGAGAGGACGACCCCGAUAUCUUUUACACUGAUAGGGCGGGCACGAGGAAUAGGGAGUGCCUCACGAUUGGUGUGGAUAAUCAGCCUUUGUUUAAGGGCCGAACUGCAGUAAAGAUGUAUGCAGAUUAUAUGAAUAGCUUCAGAGAGAACAUGUCCGACUUUCUAGCAGCAGGACUCAUAGUGGACAUCGAAGUAGGACUUGGCCCUGCAGGAGAGCUGAGGUACCCGUCUUACCCGGCAAACCAAGGAUGGGUUUUCCCCGGAAUCGGGGAAUUUCAGUGCUAUGACAAAUAUCUCAAAGCUGAUUUCAAAGAGGCCGCAACAAAAGCCAGCCACCCUGAAUGGGAGCUGCCUGACCAUGCUGGAGAUUACAACGGUACCCCUGAGUCGACGAAAUUUUUCAUGCCAAAUGGUACUUACCUUAGUAAGAAGGGCAAGUUCUUCCUGACUUGGUACUCGAACAAGCUGCUUAGCCAUGGUGAUCAGAUUCUCGACGAAGCCAAUCGGAUUUUCCUUGGCUGCAGAGUCAGGUUAGCUGCUAAGGUUGCGGGCAUUCACUGGUGGUGUAAGGACGACAGUCAUGCGGCGGAGCUUACUUCAGGAUUCUACAACCUAGGAGAUCGAGAUGGUUACAGACCGAUCGCUAGGAUGUUAUCGAGGCAUUAUGCUAUAUUCAAUUUCACGUGCCUCGAGAUGAGAGACUCCGAGCAAAGUGCUGCAGCAAAAAGUGGACCGCAAGAGCUUGUGCAGCAGGUUUUGAGUGGAGGGUGGAGAGAGAAUAUCGAGGUGGCGGGAGAGAAUGCGUUACCAAGAUACGAUCGGACAGCUUACAAUCAAAUCCUUCUAAACGCCAGGCCUAAUGGGGUCAACAAAAACGGACAACCUAAGCUCAAAAUGUACGGAGCCACAUACCUCCGGUUAUCGGACGAUCUAAUGGAUACCGAGAAUUUCAGAAUAUUCAAAACAUUUGUGAAGAAGAUGCACGCUGAUCAGGACUACUGUUCGGAUCCGAGAAAGUACGGGCAGGAAAUAGGCCCGUUGGAGAGGUCAAAGCCACAGAUUCCGAUUGAGGAGCUCAUGGAAGCGACUAAACCGAUGAAGCCGUUCCCAUGGGAUGAAAAGACUGAUAUGAGCAUCGGCGGUGCACUUGCUAAUUUCUUAGACAAAUUGAUAGCACAGAUUACUUCUGUUUUCAAGUAAGAAGAAGGACAGCUCCAAAAUAUUGCAAUUCUUAGCUUCUGCCAUGAACCGAAGAAGAUCAUAUUCAUAGAUCUCCCUCCUUUGAAUA
Punica granatum (pomegranate) is the source of this 2067-nucleotide messenger RNA. NCBI's taxonomy places the organism in Eukaryota, Viridiplantae, Streptophyta, Magnoliopsida, Myrtales, Lythraceae. The record is from RefSeq and is a predicted model, not a curated record.